Molecule: messenger RNA, 2047 nt
Organism: Centruroides sculpturatus (bark scorpion)
Lineage: Eukaryota; Metazoa; Arthropoda; Arachnida; Scorpiones; Buthidae
Product: galactose-3-O-sulfotransferase 4-like
Exons: 5
Coding region: 541-1665 (374 amino acids)
Biological process (GO): glycolipid biosynthetic process
Cellular component (GO): membrane
Molecular function (GO): galactosylceramide sulfotransferase activity
Source: RefSeq, a predicted model, not a curated record
UGUGUAGAGAGAUAGAUAACAUUUAUGGGUACAUAAAAUCAUCCAAAUGAUUUAACCGAAUCGUAGAAUGAAAUAAUACAACAGAGAAAUUUUUAUCAAGAUAAAUUUGGUUUUCAAAAUCUAAAGAAUAACUUGCAUAAAGAAACUCUUUCAUUAUCUUCCUUUGUUCUCGAAUCAGUAAAACCUGCCUAAACGGAAAAACCUUCGAAGCAGAGCCAUUUUUUACGUUAAACAAGAACCUGUUCAAAGCGGAAACCUGAGAUUUAGAUUUACACGGAUUUUACUGUACACUCGUUUCUGGCAAUACACCAAUGCAGAGGUCCAAUUUUUGGAAACUCUUGAAAAAUAAGUUCUGUUAUUUGGACGAGGAGCUGUUUGUGUUCACCAAGUUUUAUUCGAAUUGGAGAUCCGAACGUCUGGACAUAUUGUAAGUGACAGCUGAAGAUGUUACUUUUGUGCUUUCUGGACGACAAACUGAAAAGGCUACCAGCGCCUGCAUUAAUUGAUUAAACAGUAUUUAAAUAUCAAAUUACAUGUAAAAUGUUCAUCAGGAAUUGCCGUUAUUUCUAUCGCAACCCUUCUGUUCUGGCAACACUAGGCAUUAUGAGUGUAGUAUUAUUGCUUUUCAACAUACAAACGCCAUUUUCAGCUGUUCCAGGUAAUCUGCAACGCGUUAGAAGAGGAGAAUCAGCAACCUGUUCAUCUAAAACUAACAUCGUUUUCCUGAAGACCCACAAAUGUGCCAGCUCCACCAUACAGAAUAUAUUCAUGAGAUACGGUGAUCGAAACAAUCUAACCUUUGUCCUACCAGCUGCAGGGAAUUAUCUGGGAAAUCCUGCACCAUUUAGAAGGACCAUGGUACCGGAUCCGUCCAAAUUUAACGUGAUUUACAAUAUCCUGACUCUCCACUCUAGGUUUAAUUACAAAGAAAUGAAAGCUUUGAUGCCGAACGACACGGUUUUCGUCACCAUCUUGAGGAAUCCGGUCGAUCUUUACGAAUCUCUUUACUCUUACCUCAAUUUAGACAGAGUUUACAAAAUGAAUUUAUCAGAGGCCGUAAAUAAACUAAGCUAUAACACGCUAAGUAAACGAAUUAACGAUAAAAUAGGCCUCAAUCAAAUGGUCUUUGAUUUAGGGUUCGAGUACAGCAAACAUGCUAACAGCUCACAAAUUGAGUCAUUCAUCGAAAGAAUUGAUUCGCUCUUCGAUUUAGUAAUGAUCACCGAGAAAAUGGACGAAUCUCUAAUCCUCUUACGUCAUCUGAUGUGUUGGAGUCUCGAUGACGUCUUGGCGUUUAGAGUUAAUGCACGUAGCAGAAAAUCUGUCGUCACAGAUAAAACACGCGAGAAGCUAAGAAGAUUAAACUGGAUGGAUCAACUAUUGUACGAUCAUUUCCUUAAACGUUUUGAAGAUCGGGUCAAGAGGUUUGGAUAUUCAUCCCUACAAAAUGAAGUUAUUCUGUUAAAUCAAAAGAGAUCCAUUUGGUAUGAUUAUUGUGUGAAGGAAACCAGAUCUUAUUCCGAUGGCGUGCGAGCCAAAGUGGUUACGUACAUAAGGAAUCAAAAUUUUAAUGAUUCCUGUGCAAGUUUAACACGUUCGGAACUUGAUUAUAUUGAUUAUCUGCGAAAGAAACAGAAGCAUCUGUUCCGUAAAACAAAACCUUGAAUUUUCUUCGAUUUAACGUAAAUCAAGAAGUAUUUUUUUUUUUACAGGAGAUGAAAAUGCUUUGAUUCUUCCACAUAAAACUACGAAAAAUGAAUCCUUUUUGAAAUUCUAUUGAGGAAUAAACGUGGUGUUUAAUUACAGCAGAGCGUCGUUUAUCCGAAAGUCGGUUAUUCGAAACGUCUGUUAUCCGAAAGAAUUCCAGUCGGCAAAUUUAAAUUUUCGCUAGUGCUGUGGCGCUGCAAUCUUUGGCUAUAUCUUGGGCUACUCCAAUAUUUUUUUGAUUGAUGUGUGUUUUAGCACUGGCAAUUUUGUGUGUCAUGCUGAAUCGAACAUUUUUGAUACUACAUUCACUUCUAAAGUAUAAUUUUUUUUGUUUUUAUAU